Molecule: messenger RNA, 459 nt
Organism: Emys orbicularis (European pond turtle)
Lineage: Eukaryota; Metazoa; Chordata; Testudines; Emydidae
Gene: BAALC
Product: BAALC binder of MAP3K1 and KLF4
Exons: 3
Coding region: 1-459 (152 amino acids)
Cellular component (GO): cytoplasm
Source: RefSeq, a predicted model, not a curated record
AUGGGAUGCGGGGGGAGCCGAGCCGAUGCUAUCGAGCCGCGCUACUACGAGAGCUGGACCCGCGAGACCGAGUCCACCUGGCUGACGAACACCGACACCGAGCCCCCGCCGCCGGCCUGCGGCCACGAGAGCGCCCGCGCCGAGGCCGGACUGCGAGACCAGGGCGCGCCGCACCCGGGUAUGCUGGAGGAUGAAAAAUCAACUCAGACCUGUGUUACCAUGUCCUCGACUGCAAGUGGAAUAAUUAACACUGAGAAGAAAACUAGCUGUGGUACUCAAUGCACAAAACCCACGGUCCAUGCCUCUGGAACUAUGACACAGAAACACAAUGGCUUCAGAACAGCAGAGGCUAAAUGGGACACCAAGAAAAUGCCCACAAAAGAAGUCACCAUUAAUGUUACAAAAAGCAUCAGACAAAUUGACAGCGACAGAAGAAUCACAAAGAAUUGUGUCAAUUAA